Astyanax mexicanus (Mexican tetra) is the source of this 9598-nucleotide messenger RNA. It is a transcript of the gene nup210, whose product is annotated as nucleoporin 210. Lineage: Eukaryota; Metazoa; Chordata; Actinopteri; Characiformes; Acestrorhamphidae. The record is from RefSeq and is a predicted model, not a curated record. Bases 412 to 6054 code for a protein of 1880 amino acids. Gene Ontology annotation, cellular component: nuclear pore. The transcript has 40 exons.
UACCGGGUAACCCAAUGGCGGGUAUUUCCACGCGACUCGUGCGGAGAUAGUAAUAAUUUUAGGGGGAAUAGAUUAAUAUAAAGUCGGCUUUAGGAGCAAAUAGGCUGUUUUUGUUUGCUUUAUUGGGGUUGCCGGUUUGAGCACGCGCGGUAGUUGUAGUUCUUUAGAGGAGUAAGUGUAGUUCUGACUGUAACGGUGAGGUUAAAGCUUUAUUUUAGGGCAUUAUUUUACUGUGAAACUCUUAUUUACAGCCUUUUUCCCGGGUUAAAGCAGGACAUGCUGGCUGUGUGCUGCUGGAACUGUGUGAAAAGCUGCUGUUUAACACAGCUGUAACUCAGCAGAGGUGACUGAGAGCCUGUGCUGCAGUUUAACAGGGAGUUUUUAAGCUGUGUUUCUGAAUGAAGGAGCAGCAUGGCCACAUGUGAAGAAGCUGUGCUGGUCCUCCUGCUGCUCUCCUGCUCCUGCUGGAGCUCCCAGACCGCUAAACUCAACAUCCCCAAGGUGCUGCUGCCCCUGGCCAGGAGCACCAAGAUCAACUUCACACUGGAGGCAACUGAAGGCUGUUACAGAUGGUCCUCGAACAGGCCGGAGGUUGCCAGUAUUGAAGCUGUGGAUGUGGAUGAAAACCAGUGUUCUCAGAGAGCUGUUCUCCAGGCCCGGUCCACUCAGCCCUCCAGACUCACCAGCAUCAUCCUGGCUGAGGACAUCUUGACGGGUCAGGUGCUGCGCUGUGAUGCUAUAGUGGAUAUUAUCAGUGAGAUCCAGGUGGUGUCCACCACGAGAGAGCUGUACCUGGAGGAUUCUCCUCUGGAGCUGAAGAUCCACGCCCUGGACUCAGAAGGAAACACCUUCAGUACGUUAGCUGGUCUGGUGUUCGACUGGAGUCUGGUGAAGGGGACGGAGAUGGCUACGUAUCCUGAUUCCUACAACUCAUUAAGAGUCCUCAAAUUCUCCGAGUCGACCUACACCCCUCCCAGCUACAUUUCGGAUAUGGAGAGGGUGGGAAAGCAGGGGGACAUCAUCCUGGUGUCCGGAAUCAAAACUGGCCAUGCGAAACUGAAAGCUAAAAUCCAGGAGACGCUUUAUUCGAACGUUGGAGCUGCUGAAGUGAGGCUGCUGAUUCUGGAGAACAUCCUCCUGAGCCCCGCCUACGACAUUUACCUGCUCGCCGGCACCUCCAUCCAGUACAAGGUCCAGAAAAUCCGCCAGGGGAAGAUCACAGAGGUGGUGAUGCCGUGCGAUCAGUAUGAGCUGCACCUGAAGAACAGCGUGGUCUCUGCUGGAGGAAACCCGGAUGCAGCUGUAGCAGAACUGGAGCAGAGCAGCUCCACAGUCCUCGCCCUGCAGCACGGACACACCAACAUCGUCCUAGACCACAAGAGUCUGGGUAUGAAGGGAGCAUCUCGGCUUCCGAACGGUACAAUAUACGUAGUCGAGCCUGGAUACUUAGUGUUUAAGAUUCAUCCUGGAGAUCGCUGGAUUCUGGAGACCAGCAGAAUCUAUGAAAUCAGUAUUGAAGUGUUCGACAAGUCCAGCAACAAGAUUUACCUCUCUGAUAACAUUCGGAUCGAAACCGCCUUCCCCAAGGAGUACUUCGAGGUUCUGGAGUCGUCUCAGAACGGCUCCUACCACCGAGUGAAAGCUCUGAAACAGGGCCAGACCGUCAUCGACGGCACGCUGAAGUCCGUGGUGGAUCAGAGAGGAAGCGUCCGUCUGCUUCCUGUUCCGGUGAGGAACGAGCAGGACGUGGAGAUCUACAACCCCAUCGUCCUCACCCCCUCCAUCCUCACCUUCCCCUGGCAGCCCAAAGAGGGAGCGUACCAGUACACCAUCAAGGCGACAGGAGGAAGUGGGAACUUCAGCUGGUCUUCCUCCAACACAGCCGUGGCCACCGUCACAGUUAAAGGAGUGAUGACCACGGUGCGAGACAUCGGUGUUAGCACCAUCUACGCUCACGACCUGCGGAACCCCCUGCACUACGGAGAGAUGAAGGUGUUUGUGAUCGAGCCGGUGGGGAUGGAGUUCAGCCCGUGUGCGGUGGAGGCGAGGGUGGGGCUCGGGCUGGAGCUUCCUCUGCGGAUCUUCGGUCAGCUGAGCUGGGAGGCUGGAGAGAGGGUGACUCUGAGCGACUGCUCGCACUUCGACCUGCAGGUGGAGAUGGAAAACAGCGGCAUCUUCCAGCUGCUGGAGGAGAGAGUGCCCCCAGGUCAGGACCACUGCAGUGGGGUACGAGUCCAGGCUUUGGCUCCAGGAUACACCAGUGUGCUGGUGAGCUACACCCACGGCAACGUUCACCUCAACGCCAAGAUCACCAUCGCCGCCUACCCUCCUCUCAAAGCUGUGGAUCCUCCCUCUGUUGCCGUGGUAACCCUCGGCUCAUCUAAAGACAUGCUGUUUGAGGGCGGGCCGAAGCCGUGGGUUCUGGAACCGUCCAAAUUCUUCAGGAACCUGACGGCUGAGGACCCCAACAGCGUCACCCUGACCCUCACAGGUCCCGCCUCCCGCAGCUACUUCAGACACCUGGUGCAGGCCACCUGCCGAGCCCUCGGAGAACAGGUGUUAGCUGUGACCGUGGGGAAUCAGCCCACUGUAACCAACCCAUUUCCAGCUGUGGAGCCAGCUGUGGUGAAGUUCAUCUGUGCCCCUCCAUCACGCCUCACCCUCGUCCCCGUCUACACCAACCCCCAGCUGGACCUGUCCUGCCCCCUGCUCCAGCAGAACAAACAAGUGGUUCCUGUGUCUAAUUACCGCAAUCCUGAGCUGGAUCUGGCAGCUUUUGACCAGCAGGGGAGGAAGUUUGAUAACUUCAGCUCUCUGAGCAUGGUCUGGGAGUCCUCUAAAGUGGGCCUGGCCAGUAUUGAGCCCACCAAGCCCAUGGAGCUGCACCUGCUGGAGGACAGCAACAAGCAGAAGAAGCUUCACGGUCGUCAGACAGUGCUGGUCCAUCACCAGUCGGGGGUCGCUGGGAUCACCGUGACGGCGGUGGGCUACCAGUCGUCUCACCUGGCGGCAGCGGGAGUGGUGAGAGGGUUCGAGCCUCUGACGCCCGUCUCCGCUACGCUGGAUCUGCUGCUGGUGGAGGACGUGCGCGUGAGCCCAGAAUCCGUCACCAUAUACAACCACCCUGGAGUUCUGGCUGACCUCACCCUGCAGGAGGGCUCGGGUUAUUUCUUCGUGAACGCGAGUGUGGGGGGAAUAGCUGAAGUCGUGUUUCAGGAGUCUCAGGGAACUGCUGAGGUGGUGCCGGUGCGACCAGGCGUCCUGCAGGUGAUGGUUCAUGACCUCUGCUUGACCUUCCCCGCCCCCGCCACAGCUACGGUUCACGUCUCGGACAUUCUGGAGGUCUACGUCCGGGUGGUGGAUAAGGUGGAGAUUGGGAAGUCGGUCAGAGCGUACGUCAGAGUUCUGGACGACAAUAAGAAGCCCUUCCUCGCCAAAUAUUUCUCCCACAUGAACCUGAAGCUGAAAGCAGCAUCAUCCAUCGUUUCUCUGCAGCCUCUGCUGGAGUACUCUGAGAAGGACACGGCCACGUUCCUGGUGAAAGGCCUCGUGAUUGGACAGACCAGCGUGUCUGCAGUGGUGAUGGACAAGAACGGCAGGAGAAUUACAUCUGCACCACAGCAAAUCGAGGUUUUCCCUCCGUUCCGGCUGCUUCCGAGAAAAGUCACUCUGAUUAUCGGUGCAGUGAUGCAGAUCACAUCAGAAGGAGGUCCUCAGCCCCAGUCCAACAUCCUGUUCUCUCUGAGUAAUGCUGAGAUCGCCUCAGUUAACAGUACGGGUCUGGUUCGGGGGGUGGCUGUGGGGAACAUGACUGUAACUGGAGUCGUGCAGGCGGUCGACACGGAGUCCGGAAAACUCGUAGUGGUUUCACAGGAUCAGGUGGAGGUGGAGGUGAUCCAGCUGAAGGCCAUCCGUAUCCGAGCUCCGAUCACUAGAUUGAAAUCCGGCACCAUGAUGCCGGUUCAUGUGAUGGGUCUGACCAGUACUCAGACCCCGUUCUCGUUUGGGAACGCUCUGCCCGGCCUCACCUUCCACUGGUCUGUAACCAAGAGAGACAUCCUGGAGCUCCACACUCGCCACUCUGAGGCGUCUCUGCAGCUCUCUGCUGAGCAUAACUUUGCGAUGAGCGUGGUGGGGCGCAGUAAGGGCCGCACGGGUCUGAAGGUGGUGGUGAGGGCGGUGGCUCCUGAGGCCAGUCACCUGGAGAACAACGCUGUGGAGCUUUCUGAUGAGAUUCAGAUACAGGUUUAUGAGAAAUUACACCUCCUGAACCCAGAAGUGGCGGCUGAGGAGAUUCUGAUGUCCCCGAACUCCUUAUUAAAACUCCAGACUAACAGGGAUGGGCAGGGUGCGCUGUCCUAUCGGGUGCUGGACUGUCCAGAUAAAGCUGCGCUGAUUCAGGUGGAUGAUAAGGGAUAUCUGUCCUCAGGCUCUCUGACCGGCAUGGCCUCCCUGCAGAUCACCUCUCAGGAAACAUUCGGGGUCAAUCAGACCAUCAUCCUCGCCGUCAAGGUGGUGACGGUGUCGUACAUGAGGCUGAGCACCAGUCCCGUGCUGCACACGGCGAACAGAGAGACGUUAUCCGCCGUCCCGCUGGGCACGGUCCUGACGUUCACCGUUCACUUUCACGACAGCACUGGAGAAGCUUUACACGCCCACAACUCCCACCUCACCUUCUCCACCAACAGGGAUGAUCUGGUGCAGGUGGGUAAAGGGCAGAGUAACGGUACUCUGACUGUUCGGACGGUGAACGUGGGUCUGACUCUGUUGGGAGUGUGGGACUCUGAUCAGGCCGGUCUGGCUGAUUACAUCGCUCUGCCCGUUCAGCACGCCAUCCACCCGGCCGACGCCCAGAGCCUCAUUGUGGGAGACGUCAUCUGCUUCUCAGCUCAGAUCAUCAGUCCUGAGGGUCUCUCAGGUACGUGGAGCUCCUCCUCCGAUGCUGUUCUGCAGAUUCAUCCGAAAACUGGUACAGCUGUAGCCAGAGAUACGGGAACUGUGACGGUUUAUUACGAGAUCGCAGGUCAGCUGCGCACCUACAGAGAGGUCGUCGUUAACAGCGCCUCCAGAACUGCAGUCAUGGUUCCCUCAGGGGCCAUGGAAACUGAUAAAGAGACCAGAGUGCUGCUGACCACCAGAGAGCGAGGAACCAACCUGAUUGGAAGCUGCUCGGCUGCGCAGAUGGACAGCAUCGGCUCACUGCACCCAGAAAACUCCAUCAGCUGCAAUCUGCAGUUCACCAGCGACUCGGUGCACUUCUCUCCUCACGACGUUUACCAGAUCCACACCGCCUUCGACACCACAACAGGUUUCUACAGUUGUGUGCUGAACCUCCGGUCCAUGACGGAUCAGCAGAUUAAAGUUCUCAGCAUGUCCAUGACGAACGUGGUGGUGCGGGCGGCGGUGGAGGGCAGUCAUUUCUCCGGCGAGCAGCUCUCCGCUCAGCUGCCUGUAAAUCCGGGAUUCUACGCCGAUCAGACGGAGCUGAUCCUGAGCAGCCAGCACAGCUCCGCUGACCUCACCGUUUACGGAGCCUCGGCGGCUCUGCAGCACCUGGAGGUAAAGUCGAGCUCUUCGUCGGUUCUGGUUCAGGAGAAGGAGGUUUCUAACAGCUAUCCGAGCUUCAUCAAAUACACCGUUUACCUGCUCAGCCCCCAGGGGGCGACGUCUGCCACCGUGUCUAUAUCCAGCUCCUCCACCGGCCAGGUGCUGGUUAUACCUGUUACCAUCAUACACACAGGAGAGAUGGGAACCUCCAUGAAAGUCUCUGCUGCUGUUGGAGGUGAAGGAGCCGGAAUCGUUCAGCAGUUUGUGAACUCCUACCAAGUGAUGCUCUUCACCCUCUUCGCUCUUCUGGCUGGAACAGCAGUGAUUGUUCUCGUGUGCCAUGCAGUUUUCUCCCCGAGAGACCAGGCAGUUCACCCCGCCUUCAUCCAGAACUCUCCGCCUUCACCAGCCUCUCCGGCCUCGAACCCAUUUAACCACAGCAUGGCGUCGAGUGUGAAGAGCAGCCCGAAGUUACGCCUGUAUUCACCGGACUACAACUCCAGAUGAGCACGAGACUCGUGCGACAGAAGCGUCCGUCAUUCAGAAGUGCCUUCAGUGUGAAGAGAGGAGCUGAGGGUAUUUGCUUGCACUGGUAGAGUGAGUGAUUGUGAAUUAGAGCUUCAGUGUGUUUUAUAAGGAUGUGUCGAUGCACUGCAGAUCUGUACUAUGUCAGAGAGUGUGUGUGUGUGUGUGUGUUUGUGUAUGUUUUGUGUGCGUUUGCCUUCAUAUGCAUUGUAUUACCAAUAACCAAUGAUAGCAAAUGUUAUCGUUUUUUGGUUUUGUUCGUUUUGUUUGUUAGUUUGUUGUGCUGCGUCCCAAUUGUGCACUACACACUAGUGCUAUAAAGUAAAGUAUAGACUGUAUAACGGGUUUUGUACUGACAGUAAGUGGUGAAGCUUGCAUCAUUAUAUAUGCAUCAUUUUUCUAAUACUUCUGAAAGUAUUCUAAAGUGCAGUCACAAAAAAGACCACCAAAAUCAUUAUGAUGAUGGAACUGGCACUCAUCAGGACUGCCUCAGGAAAGGAAGAGCAAGAGUUAACCAGCUCCACAGAUAAGAGCACCUAGUAUUUUGGUUUACCACUUUUUUAAGUUACUACAUGAUUCCUUAUGUGUUCAUUUAUAAUGUAUAUGGAUAGUGUCACUAAUUAGUGCUCAAUUGGGACGCAGCCUUAGUUAAUUUUAUUUAGUUUUGCAGUGUGUUUUAUUCUUUUAUAUAUAAUGUUUGAUUGAUUAUAAUUUUUUUUCUUUUUUUUUUUGGUGAAAUCUUUUGAAACUCAGGAUAAAUCUUAACUCCAGUGCAGCAAAGGUGCUCACCACUGCAUAUCGACACUGUUGUUACACUGUCUGAUCUCCGCGGUGUAGCGCGUUCUAUCGUGAAGAGUAUCACCACUGAAUCCGUCCUAGCUACGAACUUUUUGCGAGAAAAAAAAAAAAAAAACUUCGGCCAGUCUGUUUAACCUGUGAUAUUGUUUCUACUGUUUGUUUGGAAGACCAGAAAUGCCUUUGGGUUUGAUUUUUUGAGCCAAUAAUUGUGCAGCUUCCCUCCUCGACUGAUGUGAAACGACUGAAGUACGAUUCUUGAUUUGUGAUAAUCACCAGAUUACUAAACAUCACCUACUGCUACUACUGGAUCACACUAGCAGUUCUUCUGAAGGAAAGGAGAAUAUACAGUAUAUAUGGACAUAUACAGUAUUGUGCAGAAAAAGUCUCAGGCACCUAUUUAAAAAAAAAAAAACUGACAUGCCAAAAGUCAUGGGACUAGGGACUGGGAACUAGUAUCCUGUCCCAUGACUUUUGCCAAAUCCAAUAAAAAAAGCUAAAGAAAGCAACGUUAACCUGUGGGAUAUGUGUGUGUUUGGUGUCGGGCAUAUAAACCUCUUAUCCAUUCACAUGGAAAAUUCGAGCCAGAUACUGCCGGUCACCAUCGUUACCACCCCCUCGCACUGCACUACUGUACACUGUGAUCUGUUGAAAUGCCCUCCAACUCCCAUAAUUCAUGUCGCCUUGCCAUGAGCACACUGGCCAGUGUUCCGGUGUUCAACCUCACUCACAAGAUAGCACCUCACAACUUAAACAGCUGUGGGUGUUCCCGAGCCGUCCCAAGCUGAGGCAACACUUGGAUCACAUGAUCAGUUUACUAAAACCACAUAGCCGUCCCGUGGCAAUGCAUGACUUAGAAUAAAAAAUAAAAAAAAAAUUGAAUAAAAAUUAAUACGAAAACUGGUGAUUUUACAUCGGUGUGUUCCUUAAAACAUCUCCAAAGCUUUGAUCUUUAGACUCUAGCUCACAAAAUAUCACAAGUAUCAACUAUUUUCCUCAGAAUUACAGAUUCCAGUUAAUUUUCGCAUAUUUUUACCUUAAAAAAAAUAGAAUAUCAUUGAAACGUUACUUUAUUUCAGUAAUUCAGUUCAAAAUGUGAAACUCAUAUAUUAUAUAGACGUAUUAAACACAGAGUGACCUAUUUUAUAUGUUUAUUUUUUUAUUGUUGAUGAUUAUGGCUUAGUAUGGCUACUUUUGGCAGUGUGGGCAGUGUGCCAAGUCCUGCUGGAAAAUGAAAUCCACAUCUCACUGUGUUUUAUUAUCAAGUCUAAAGUCAGUGCAGUUUUGUUUUCCCACAAAAUCUUACAGCACUUCAUGCUUCUUCCCUCUGCUGCUGACAACUUUUAUGGAGAUGCAGAUUUCAUUUUCCAGCAGGACUUGGCACACUGCCCACAGCACUGCCAAAAGUACCAAUUGGUCUUAGUUAUAUAAUAUUUAAUUUUUUUUUUAAACACUGAUUUUUGGGUUUUCAUUGGCUGUAAGCCAUAAUCAACAAUAAAAGAAAUAAAAGCUUAAAAUAGAUCUCUCUGUGUUUAAUAUGUCUAUAAAAUAAUAUAUGAGAUUCACAUUUUAAACUGAACUACUGAAAUAAAGUAACUUUUUUCAAUUAUAUUCUAAAUUUUUCUAAUUAUAUUUUGAAGUUUCUGCAGUUUAAACCACUUUAAAAUAAGUCUACGCCUACAAAGAGUUUAUAAAUGGUUUAUAAAGGAGCUUAUUAAUGGUUAUUAAUUGGGUUAUAAAUGCUUUAAAACUCACUAAUAGCUAUUUAUAAUAAUAAUAAUAAUAUAGAGUAUAAUAAUACAAAUAAUAAAUAAAGUCAAUUGAUCUUUUAAUAUGUGAAUGUAGACCACAUUAAUGAUUAAAUAAUUGAUCUGGGCAGUUAAAUAAAAUACAUUUAAUAAAACCUAUUAACUAAUAUGGUAAAGACGAAUUAAGAUAAAAAAAAAACAGGAUAAAUGAAUGAGUGUUCACUAUUUGGUGAAUGAUGGCUCACAAUUACUUUACUUCUAUUUUUAUGAUUUAAAUGGUUAUUCAUGAUUUAUAAUCUAAAUAACAAUAAUAAUCUAAUUUAUACAGCCAUUGUAAGGGUAGUCUUAUAUAAAAUCGUCUUUAGAGUGGUGCCAAACUAUUAAUACUCUCAUAUUACUGAGAGAAAUUCAUAUUAAUAAUGUUAAAUAUUAUAUAUUAAAUGUACAGGUGCCUGAAGCUUGUGCACAGUGCUGUGUGUUCGAGCCGUGCAGCAGAAGUGAUCUCUCGCAGUACGAUCUUUGUGAAUUGUGAAUUAUUUUCAUUUUUGUAUUUGAUUUGUUUAAAUAUCGUUAUUAUUUUUAGUUUCGUUUUUCUCCCGCUCACCUCAGUGGGCGGGGUUCUGGAGCCAUAAUCUGAUUUGUGGGCCGUGAGACUGCAGCGUCGGGUAUAAAAUGAGGAAAUCGCUUCAUUAAUUCUGUUUAAUUCUCUGUUUUUAAUGAUCAGCCUCAGCUUAUGUAUCGCUCCUUUUUUUUUUUUUUUUUUUUUUUUCUCCUCUCCUCUGUGCGAGUUUCUGUUUUGUGUUUUAUUGGCAGAGAGCCAGUCCCUCAUCUCGUGAAGAAGGAGUGUGUGAUAAGAGUGUGUAAGUGUGUGUGUAUAUCAGACUAUACGAUUCCUGCCUUCUAAGAAUCCACAUUAUAAGAUGCUUUGUUUGUAAUAUUUGUUUAUCCAGACUUUGCGAAAUAAAUGCCCUUAUUAAAAUACA